UUUUGCGGCGCGGGUUGGCGGCAGCGCGUUGCCGGGUGUCCCCAUGUGCGGGAGCUGAGAGGGGGAGUGGGAGAGGCCAUGGCGGCGGCUACAGGCCGCGAGCGGCGAACCCUCAGCGCCAGGGAUUUACUUGGCCCUAAAGAUGAAGAAGAGGAGAAUUUAUUUCAGACAAAACAUGUCAUGAGUGACAGUGAGAAUGAGGAGGGCAGUGACGAUGAGAGCAAGCAUCAGAAGCUGCUGGAGGCAAUCAGUUCCCUGGAUGGGAAAAAAAGGAGAAAGCUGACAGAGAGGACGGAGGCCAGUUUGCAGGUGUCCGAGUUCACCAUCAGUUCAGGAGGUGCGGGUGAGAAGAUCGAACUGUCAGAUCUUCUUCAAACAAUACGACCAUCUGCUACCUCGCUCAAUACUGUGAAGAAACAGCUCACCAGAUUUAAGAAGAAGAACAAGACUCUAGAUUUACCUCUCAGCAAGCAAGUGACUGAAAAGAUUCAAAGAUCAGUGGCCGAUAAGAAAACAUCGAAGGAAGUGGCAAAAUGGGAUCACGUAGUGUUCCAGAAUCGGAGAGCAGAGCAGCUUGUCUUCCCACUGAACCAGGAAUCAUUCACAGUCAAGCCAAUGGAAGAAAUGAUAGCUGGCUGGAAGGCACGGACACCUCUGGAACAGGAGAUUUUUAACUUGCUGCAUAAGAACAAUCAGCCCGUGAAUGAGCCACUCCUGACUGCAGCAGAGAGGGCUUCUCUCCAAGCUAUGAGCCUGGAUGAGGCUAAAGCCCGUCGAGCCGAGCUUCAGAAAGCCAGAGCCCUUCAAUCUUACUACGAAGCCAAAGCGAAAAGAUCAAAGAAAAUAAAGAGCAAAAAGUUUCACAGGGUGCUGAAGAAGGCCAAGAAGAAGCAGUUUCUGAAGGACUUUGAAGAACUAAAGAAGACUAAUCCUGAGGCAGCUCUUGAGGAGAUGAAGAAGUUGGAGAGUAUACGAAUCAAGGAACGAAUGUCACUUCGACAUCAAAACAGUGGAAAAUGGGCGAAAUCUAAAGUUAUAAUGGCAAAGUAUGACAACGAGGCUCGGAACGCAAUCCAGGAACAGCUAGAGAAGAACAAAGCCCUGACCGCAAAACUCCUGGUUCCCUCGGAAAGCGAGGAUGAGGUGGAAGAAGAGACAGGUGGCGAGAUCAUUCCUGAUUUUGUGAACGAUGUUCAGUCAGGAACGCCGGACAAUCCUUGGAUGCUGGGAAAACUCAGCACUGUCGCUCAGAGCAGUGAGCCACAGGAAACCGAGGAAAUCCAGCCUGUGAAGGUGGAUGAGAACGAAGCUUCAGAGGACGAAGAGCAACUUUCCGAAGACGAGACUUUGUUGCGAGAGUUUGAGGAACGACGGCGGAAUCGUAGACAGCGUAAGAAGAAACCGGUUGGGUCACCAGGUCCUCUGGAUGAGACAGUAAACGGAGGAAAUCUGAAAAAGACCAAGGGCAGAAAAAAUCUGAAAGCAACUGAGGAAGAUAAAGAGAAAACCAUCCCCACAGAUCCGGACGAGAAAGAGGAUGGUUUUGACGAAGAUGUAAAUGAGUUCAACCAACUCUUUCAGAAAUUGUCUGAGAAGAAACCAAAACUCGCGGGGAUCAAAGCUAAAAAAGCUCGGAGCAAAAAGCUGCAAAAGAAACCAGCGGAAAGUAAAGAAGAACAAAUCCCGGAAGAGCGUGAGGAGCCCCUACUGGAUCAACAGUUGGAUCGCAAAAGGACGAUGGAGGAACUCGAUGCUCUUGGUCAGGAAGGAUCCUGUGACAUUCACGAGGUCUCGGAGGCAGACCCAGCCCAAAGCCAGCCAGGAGCUUCAGAGAACUCCUCAAACUCAGCAAAUGCUAAACCUGAAAAGAAAAAGAGCAAAAAAGAUAAACUCAUCGACAUUGAGAAUGUGCUGAUGGUUCCAUCCAAAACCAUUAGUGCCCCUUUGGUUCCAACAGCCAUAGAAGAGGAGAAUGAAGAGGUGCAGGAGGACCAACGCAUGAUCAUCCGAGAGGCCUUUGCAUCAGACAAUGUCAUUGAUGAUUUCAUGAAGGAAAAGCAGAAGCAGAUUAACGCCAACAAACCCAAGCACGUCGACUUGACCCUGCCAGGCUGGGGCGAGUGGGGAGGAGUGGGCCUGCACACCAGCAAGAGAAAGAGAAGGAAGUUUCUUAUUGAAGCUGCUCCAGCUCCUCCCAGGAAGGACCAGAAAUUGCCGAAUGUCAUUAUCAGUGAAAAGCGAGAUAUUGCAGUCGCGGGUUUCCAGGUGAGUGAACUACCAUUCCCAUUUUCCCACCGGGAGCAUUUUGAGAAGAGCAUCCGAGCUCCUAUUGGGAAAACGUGGAACACCGAGAAAGCCACUAAGAGACUGACUUUACCCAAAAUUGUUACGAAGAUGGGGGCUAUAAUUGAGCCAAUCUCCGAGGAGGAUGUAACUCAGGAUCAGAGAAGACACAUGAAUUCAAAUAUGGAACAGAAUUCUGAUGGAGGCCAAAAAAGGCAGUGGAAGAAGCCGAGGAAGCCAGCGAAGCGGGGUGGCAAAGCGUUCUAAAUCACAAGACAAAUGUGGGGCACGUGGCAAGCUCUUGCCUUGUUCAGAACACUUCCCUCACUCACUAUGGUUGUGGGUGCGUUCAUUACAUCCCAAAGCGUGGCCGGUCACUCAAGCUCGCCAGCCACACUUGUGGAUCUGUCCGCUUUGAGGAAAACAACUUAUUGACCAGAUGUCUUCAUUGAAAUGCAUCAUCCUGUUCGAUGAAGCAACGGAGCAGAUUGUGUGCACGCGCGCGCACACACACACACACACACCUGUUGAGUUGCACAAAUUAGCCAUUAAAGUGGAGAUUACUGUUCGUUUAAGAUUCAAUGGAUUGGAGAAUUUUACAUUUGUUUUCAAUGGAAAUUGACUAUUUUUGACUUAUUGACCCAAUAUUUUUACAGAAAAUUAUGCCAACCUUCUUGAUUUUUUUUAACGCUUAAAUAUAUAUAUUAGGGGAGACUUGAAACACUGGUUUGAGGUUAAGAGUGUGCAUUUCUAAUGCAAACAAAAUGAACCAUAAUAUUUAUCGCCCGUUUGUUUAACUGGAGGUUCGUUACCAGAAGAAAAAGUAAUAUUUGUAUCACGGAUGAUAUUUUGUUGAACAAAAUACCAUUGCUGGCAAAGGGAAAUUACAUUUUUAACGGAU
Messenger RNA from Callorhinchus milii (elephant shark), 3184 nucleotides. Its product is annotated as UTP14A small subunit processome component. NCBI's taxonomy places the organism in Eukaryota, Metazoa, Chordata, Chondrichthyes, Chimaeriformes, Callorhinchidae. Bases 79 to 2550 code for a protein of 823 amino acids. The transcript has 14 exons. The record is from RefSeq and is a predicted model, not a curated record. Gene Ontology annotation, biological process: rRNA processing. Gene Ontology annotation, cellular component: nucleolus; small-subunit processome.